This is a messenger RNA of Octopus sinensis (East Asian common octopus), 1562 nucleotides long. RefSeq lists its product as uncharacterized. Gene Ontology annotation, cellular component: membrane. Bases 108 to 1562 code for a protein of 484 amino acids. The record is from RefSeq and is a predicted model, not a curated record. Gene Ontology annotation, molecular function: G protein-coupled receptor activity. The transcript is spliced from 13 exons. Lineage: Eukaryota; Metazoa; Mollusca; Cephalopoda; Octopoda; Octopodidae.
CACCACCACCAACAACAACAACAACAACACCAACAACAACAGCACCAACAACCAGUACGAGUACUACAGUAACGAUAACCCCAGAACCUCAUAAAACGUUGCAAGUGAUGCUGCAACUACAACUACCCUGGAUUACUGCUUACCUAAGUAAUACUUCGUCAGAAUAUCGUAGUUUAAAAGAUAAACUAACGGGAAACGCGAUAGAAGUACUCAAAGACAAGGUGGUCAUAACAAACCUCAGCUUUAAGCCUGGUAGUGUGGUCGCAGACUUUUCUCUGCGCAUGAGAUCCUCAAUCGAUGGAGAGAAACUCAUUAAGGACUCAGUGACUUCCGGUUCCUUUGGUCAGAUACCUGUAAACAAAACUUUUGAUCCGUUUUCAAAUAUUACGGGAAGUAUUUCCUUAAACAUCCAGAACCAGAGAAUUUCAAUCUAUGAGAAUUCAACGCUGUCCAUAAAAUGUAAGGGACAGAUUUCUAACACACAAACCCUGUCCGCCGGAAAUGCGCUCAUUUGGACAUUGAAAGGCUUUGAAAUUAACAGUAAAAGCGAAUCGAGGAUCUAUACUGCUCAAGAGCCAGAAGGAAACAUCCUGAAAUUUAAGACUGUAAAAUUAUCUGAUAAAGGUACAGCACGGUGUUUCUUUGGAGGCGCCGUCAGAGCGAACACUUUAGAGAUUACCAUAGAAGUAAAGCCUCUUCCAAGAGUUGAAAUUAGCCCCAACCCAGUAUAUGUAGAGGAAGGCAAAAAAGUUGACGUGUCUUGUUCCAUUACCAACAACGUGAAUGGCAUGGUCUAUAUAAAUUCCACUAAAGCAGCUAAAGGAACAAACACUACUAAGAUCACAUUUGACAGAAUAACUAAAGAUCAGUCUAUUAUUUGCUAUGCUGUGACUGAUAAGCAAAAAGGACCAACGAAGAAAGCAGUUCUUGAAUUUAUUGCCAAAGAUACGAAGAUGUGCGACAGUUUCACGGACGAUGACGGAAAUAAAUGGCCAGAGACAGCUUCUGGCAAAACAGCCGAGGUUCCAUGUCAAGGAGACUUUACAGGAAUGAUUUCUAGAUAUUGUGCAGAAGAUGAAAAAUGGGGCAAUCCGAACGAUGAGCUUUGCGUCCGACGUGUUUUCAUCGAUAUUAUCAACAAUCUUGUUGACAUUGAGGACAAUAUCCACACGGGUACCGCUGAGGUCUUGGACAUGUUAGUGAACGUCACCGAAGAUACAGCCAACACAACUCUUAGCACCGGAGAUGUUAUCACUGGAGUGAGUGCUUUGGACAAAAUAGCAGCAAUCCAGGAGGAUGUGAAAGUUGUGGAGGAGGACCAAAUCAAACAAUUUUUCGAAGCUGUAGACAAUAUUUUGGCCCCUAAACGGAAACAAAACUGGGAGACUAUGAACAAAAAGAAAGAGACUUCAGCGACAUCAUUAUUGAAGACUUUGGAGAAUUAUGGAGAAAACGUGGCUACAAAGAUUGAAAAUGCUACGGAAGCAACCAUUAUGACAGAAAACCUUGGUAUGACAUCGCUAUUGAGUUUUAAAGACUUUUUUCUUCCCCAUCUCAAUUAA